UCUUCACAAGAAAACCCUCCUCCUCCAACCGUCUCUCUACCUCUCUCUCCUCUCCUCAUAAUAAAGCAGAAUUUUCUUCACAGUGCUUGCCUCCGCCAUCUGAACACCUGAGAAUCGCCGGAAAUUCUCUGUUGUUACCAUCAUUGUUCUCUUUCCGUCGACUCCUCUCCUCAUUUUGUCUGCGUCUCUUUCGACGCUCCACGGUUCAAGAUGUCUGUUGGCUCUAAAAAAGAAUCUGAGACUGAUAGUUUGAAGAAGUAUCAAGACUUCUAUUAUGCGGAUCUGAAGCAAGGUCUCAUAAGAAUUAAAGCUUCUGGUUCUAUGUAUAGAUGUCCAUUCUGCCAUGGGAGGAGUGGAAAGGAGGACUUCCAAUUUAAGGAGCUUCUCCGACAUGCUUCUGGUGCAGGGAGAAGCUCACAGAGCUGGACCAUAAAGGAAAGGGCAAAACACUUGGCUUUGGAGAGGUAUAUGAAUAAGUAUUUUUGUCUUGAAGAUCAACCUCAGCCUGUCCGCAAGGAGCAGCGUGAUGACCGUGGUCAGCCUCAACCUGUCCACAAAGGGCAGUGUUAUGAUCGUGAUCAAUCUCAAGCUAUCUGCAAGGAGCAGCGUUAUGAUUGUGAUCGACCUCAAACUGUCUGCAAGGAGAAACGCUAUGAUUGCAAACAACCUCAACUUGUCCACAAGGAGCAGCAUUAUGAUCGUGAUCGACCUCAAUCUGUCUUCAAGGAGCAGAAUUACGAUUGUGAUCGACCUCAAUCUGACUGCAAGCAGCAGCAUUACGAUCAUGAUCAACCUCAAUCUGUUCACAAGGAGGAGGGCUAUGAUCGUGAUCAACCUCAACCUGUUCACAAGGAGCAGUAUUAUGAUCGUGACCAACCUCAGCCAAAGGAUCAACCUCAACUUGUACACAAGGAGCAGCAUUAUGAUUGUGAUCGACCUCAAUCUGUCCGCAAGGAGCAGCAUUACAAUCGUGAUCGACCUCAAUUUUUUCGCAAGGAGGAGGUUUAUGAUCAUGAUCAACCUCAACCUGUUCACAAGGAGCAGUAUUAUGAUCGUGAUCAACCUCAACUGAAGGGUCAACUCGAAGUUCGGAACCACUUUCUUCCAGAGGAUCAACCUCAAGUUGUCCAAAAGGAGCAGCAUUAUGAUCGUGAUCGACCUCAAUCUGUUCGCAAGGAGGAGAGUCAUGAUCAUGAUCAACCUCAACCUAUUCACAAAGAGCAGUAUUAUGAUCGUGAUCAACCUCAACCGAAGGAUCAACUCGAAGUUCGCAACCACUUUCUUCCAGAGGAUCAACCUCAAGUUGUCCAAAAGGAGCAGCAUUAUGAUCGUGAUCGACCUCAAUCUGUCCGCAAGGUGCAGCAUUACGAUCGUGAUCGACCUCAAUUUGUUCACAAGGAGGAGCGUUAUGAUCAUGAUCAACCUCAACCUGUUCACAAGGACCAGUAUUAUGAUCGUGAUCAACCUCAACCGAAGGAUCAACUCAAAGUUCGAAACCCCUUUCUUCCAGAGGAUCAACCUCAACCUAUCUGCAAGGAGCAGUGUUAUGAUCGUGAUCAGUUGUUUGUCUGGCCUUGGAUGGCUAUUGUAGCAAACAUACAAACUGAGAUACAUGCUGGACGACGUGUUGGGGAAAGUGGUUCCAAACUUAGAGAUGAAUUUAUGAGACAAGGUUUUAACCCUUUGAAGGUUCAUCCUCUGUGGAACCGCUUUGGUCAUUCUGGAUAUGCAGUUGUAGAGUUUAACAAGGAUUGGGAUGGUUUUAGAAAUGCCUUAAUGUUUGAAAAUAGCUUUGAAGUUGACCAUCAGGGGAAGAAGGACUAUAAUGUUUCAAGAGACCGGGGAAAGAAAUUGUAUGGUUGGGUGGCAAGGGAUGAUGACUACAACUCGAAAAGCGUAUUUGGGGAUUAUCUGCGGAAGAAUGGGGACUUGAAAACUGUAUCGGGUAAAGAGGCUGAGGAUAACAGUAAAGCAUUAAGGCUUGUCUCAAACUUGACCAAUACACUGGAAAAUAAAAAUCUACAUCUUAAGGAGAUCACUCACAAAGUUCUAGAGACUAAUGCAUCCUUAAAUAAUAUGAUGGAACAGAUGGACGAAACGGUUAAAAUUUACAAUGACAACAUUAGAAGAAUGCAGCAGGAUGCACGGGAUCAUUUAGAACAUAUUGUCUCGGAACAUGAAAAGGUUAAACUACAAUUAAAAGAUCAGAAGAAGGAACUUCAGCAACGUGAGCAUCAACUGCUUGAUCGUGAGGCUCAAAAUGAUAAUGAGAGAAGAAAGUUGUAUCAGGAGAAGAAAAUGAAUGAAAGGGCCACUUUGGAGCAAAAGAAGGCAGAAGAUGAAGUCUUGCUUCUAGCAGGGGAACAACAAAAAGAGAAGGAAAAGCUUCACAAAAAGAUCAUAGAGCUGGAACAGAAGCUUGAUGCAAGACAAGCAUUAGAGUUGGAAAUUGAGAGGCUGAAGGGCUCGUUAGAAGUAAUGAAACAUAUGGGUGAGGAUGGAGAUGAUGAUGCCAAGAAAAAAAUGGACCAGAUUCAACAAGAUUUGAAUGAGAAGGAAGAAGAAUUUGAAUACUUUCAAAACAUCAAUCAAAAUCUCAUCAUCAAAGAGCGUAGAACCAAUGAUGAAGUUCAAGAUGCGCGCAAAGAAUUGAUUCAUGUGUAUGGCGGUUCGUCGACCAGAGCCUUUAUUGGUGUCAAGAGAAUGGGGGAUCUUGACAGCAAACCAUUCUGCACAGCCAUAAAGUUGAAGUAUGCCAAGGAAGAAGCAGAUGAGAAAGCAGUAGAGUUGUGCUCAGAAUGGGAGGACAAGCUUCGUGACCCUAGCUGGCAUCCCUUCAGGAUUAUAGAGGACGAUGGAGGACAAGCUAAGGAAAUUAUUGAUGAAAAUGAUGAGAUGUUGAAGAAUUUGAGGAAUGAGUAUGGAGAUGAAGUUUACAAGGCCGUUGUUACAGCCUUGAUGGAAAUGAACGAAUAUAACCCAAGUGGUAGAUAUACAGUUUUGGAGCUGUGGAACUUUAAAGAGGGAAGAAAAGCGACAUUAAAGGAAGGAGCAGCUCAUAUAUUGAAGCAAUGGAAACUGCACAAAAGAAGGAAAAGCUGAAGGCAAGCGCUCCAGAUUUCCAUAUUGGUAAGUUUUCCUGUCUAAUUACUUUUAAUGGAGAACUAUUAGAAGGAAAUGAUUUUUUCUUCCCUUUGAUUUUUGUUAAUACAAUAAAUGUGAGGUAGAGAUUUAAACUCGUAACCUUAAAAAUAAAUAAAUAAAUAGAUGCCUAAACUAUUGAACUAGGUUCGAGUUUGAUU
Cucurbita pepo subsp. pepo (vegetable marrow) is the source of this 3302-nucleotide messenger RNA. RefSeq names its product protein INVOLVED IN DE NOVO 2. NCBI's taxonomy places the organism in Eukaryota, Viridiplantae, Streptophyta, Magnoliopsida, Cucurbitales, Cucurbitaceae. The record is from RefSeq and is a predicted model, not a curated record. Gene Ontology annotation, biological process: gene silencing by siRNA-directed DNA methylation.